Messenger RNA from Suillus clintonianus, 3750 nucleotides. RefSeq lists its product as uncharacterized. The record is from RefSeq and is a predicted model, not a curated record. Bases 208 to 3750 code for a protein of 1180 amino acids. NCBI's taxonomy places the organism in Eukaryota, Fungi, Basidiomycota, Agaricomycetes, Boletales, Suillaceae. The transcript is spliced from 12 exons.
AGCUAUCAUGUCAUCAAAAUUCUCAUGAUCAUAUCUGUGCCUCUUCGACUCAACCCUAACUUGGGGCUACUAAUCGAUGGCGACUUUUCUCCACUUCCUCGCUAGCUCGCGACCGAAUGAUUUACCAACCAACCACCUGUGGGUAUAGGCUGGCUAUCUAAGUCGUACAAGUCUCCAGCUGGUCAGCCUCCAUGCACGAGGACACUAAUGGUCAGCCAACCUGCUACUCGCCUCCUCAGUACUUUCUGCUCAGGUCGAAAUAACAUUUCUACCAUGCCAGCUGCCGUGAAACGCACACUCACAGCCGCUCUCAUCCGCCUUUCUUCCAUAUUAUCUGCCAGAAUGCCUUCGGACGCUUGCUACCCACCCGACGAUCUCAGCAACACCAACCACCCUCCGAUCACCCACAACCAGCUUUGUAUCUCGCUGCCGAAACCGACUCUCGCAACAACGGAGGCAAUAUCCUUGCACCAGAUGCGCCGCCAACGCAAGCAGGAGCAAGCUAUGAACUCGAGCCACCGACCUGGCAAGACUGCGAUGCGAUACCUCACAAAGAUCAGAUCAUUCUGCGCCAUUACAUUCACGAAGCCUGGAUCCCUUUGUGCCCCACCAUCUCAUAUCUUUCUGUCUGAUGCUUUGGAGACCAUCCACACUCUCAGUUCGUUGGUAGCGACAGACGCCGACGAUACUUUUGUCACCGCAGAUGAGCUCAUCCACGUCUCCAAUCUCCCACUCUUAGCAAGCGAGGCUUUCAGAGAAGAACUGUACGUUCGUGGUUACCUCGAACGACCCAAUCAGGACAAUCGUCUGCUCUGCCAACCAUGGUGUAUUGUCCGGCCACGGCUACUCCAGGUAUUCCACAACCGCCGGCCGAAACAGGUUGCAGCUGUCCCCGUUUCCUCUAGAAGCCCUCAACACCCGUCUCCACAGGCUAUUGGCAGGCGUGGAGGACUCACAGUUGCGGAGGCGCUCAAGGUUGGCAUACACCUUCUAUCUGCCAAUAUUGAGGGGGACCCUUGUACAUCAACUCCGACGAGACCAUCUCCUAGUAACCAGUCGAUCUGCUGGUCUUGCAAGUCGCCACAAACGGCCCCCGAUUCAUCUACAUCUCCUUUUGUCCAAGAAAGCCCUUUGUCGACUACCCAGUCUUGCGACUUCUGUGAAUCCUCUUACGUUUCGUCGCAUACCACACCUCCCUCGUCACCGGAGCUUGUGGUCCUCAAUUGCAAGGAGAAGAGUGUUCUGGGUACGAUAUCUGAAACAGCUCUGCGGUCCUUGGCGCCUCGCGUUGCGUUGAUGAAGGCGAAGCGUUCAUGUAUGGAUGUGGAUGCGAGGAGUUUUCAAAGACUGUGCUUGAAUGAUGAUUUUUGUUCGUUCUUGACGUUGCUUGAGGAUGCCACCUUACUCGAUGUGCCUCACACAGAAGGUCCGCGGCUGGCAGGAAACCCAUCGCAGCGCUUGGGUGCCUCCGAGGUGUUCUCCCGAGUCCCAGAUAUUAUUCAAGAGAGUACCCCGUUCACGUCGACCCCUACCUCCACUCGAUUGCCACUAGCGCUGGCGUUUGCGGCGCGGCGAUCCACACCCUGGAUCAAAUGUCAGACCCAAGGAUUCAGUGUCACAUUCGUAGGACACGACUCAGCCCUCAUUCUUGCUUCCGUGUUUCAAAUAUUGAAAGUUGAGUUGUGGGGGUGCAAGGAACCCUUGGAAGUGAAGAACUCCGAAGGUGGCGUAGUGUCAAUGACCACGAACAGCCUCGAGGCAGGUGUGACUGUCGGGACUCCCACUCAAUGUGAUGGUCUCACCGUUUCAUGGACUGGUGGGCAAGCACCAUUUGAGAUACUCUUGACUCCUUCUUUGUCAACGCUCCAGAAUAUAUCUGUACCAGCAUCAGCCUUCAGCAAUGGCAAAGGCUCGUAUUCAAUAUCGCCAUUGACGUUGGCGGCGGGAACACUAUUUCUACUCACUAUGUCUGACGCCACCGGAUUUGGUUCGGGCGGGACGACAAACCAACUAACUGUUGGGAAUCCUGUUGCAAAUAACAACUGCGACACUGAAGUUUUAUCACCUCCUUACACGUUUAAUUUGUCGCCACUCCAAAUCCUGCAAUGCAGUCAAUUUACCAUUUCCUAUACUGGUGCAAUUCUACCCGCUACUAUUGUGCAACUUAUUCCUGGUGGACAAUCAGUCGUAUUCAAUUCAGUGAAUAGCAACACUUUUACCUCGGUUGCGGAUGUUAACGUAGGGACGAACCUCAUAUUUUUUAUGACCGACUCUGCGGGUAGACAAGGUGGUGUCUCUGGGUUCGAGCAGGUCUUAUCGUCGAGCAAUACCUCGUGCCUCAACGCCAAUUCGCCGUCAUCCACUUCAAGCAUGUCGGCCACGGCCACGGCCACGACUUCGACUUCGACUUCGGCUUCAUCGACAUCUAAUCCAAGUAGCUCAACAAGCAGCAAUGUCGCUGUUAUCGCAGGCGCGGCAGUCGGCGGUGCGGCGGCCCUUGCUGCAUUAGUCCUACUCGGCAUGUUCUUGUCGCGGCGUAAACGAAGAGCGUCUCGCUCUCCGAGUCCGGAUAUCAUAUCUUCUCCAAAAAGCCGUCCACACCAACUGCAGCGUACGGAUCCCGAUUAUGAAGUCAACCCUCAUGGUGACAUUGCACCACAAUUCCCAUUCCCAUACAAGACAAACCCCAUCAACUACCAUACCCAACCCAUUCAACGCAGCCUGAGAACCCAAUCAGACAUGACAAGUUCGUCCGCCGGAACAUUCGCAGUUAGCGCCCCUCCCACACCAUUUAGUCACACACAACACUCGCGCCAGAGCUCUAACACGGACUUUCCUAUCUACGGAGACACUCGAAGUUCAACUACCAUGUCAUCCGCUUACAACCGUAUAGCUGCAAUGACUCAACCGACAUCACAAACCUACCCACUACCAUACCCUAUCAGCUACCUGUCUCCACCCAUCCAACCUGGAAGCCAAUCACCCCCUCCUAAUGCGUCCACUGGUAACUUCACAACCAGCGACCAUCCCACGUUGUUCAAUCAGUCACUGCAUUCACGCCAGAGCUCAAAUACAGAUUUUGCUGUGUACGGAGACGCUCGAAGUCCGGCUAUGUCAUCCGUUGACAGACGAAUGGCUGCCGUCGCUGAAACGACAUUAUUACCAUCACCAUGGCAGACAGAUCCUAUUAGCUACUCCGGUCCGCCCAUUCAACCCGGACCCCAAUCACCUCCUCCUAAUGCGUCUGCCGGCAAUUUCGCGGCUAGGGACGUUCCCGCACCCUUCAAUCAAACACAGCCCUCCGAGUCACACAAGAGCUUUAGCACAGACUUUGGAGACGCUCGAAGUUCAGAUAUGUCAUCUGUUGACAAGGAUAUGUCUGCAGGGGCUCGACCAGCAUCACCGUUACCACGAAAGACCGACCUUAUCUACCUUGCUCCGCCCAUUCAACACGGAUCCCAAUCAAUCUCUGCCCAAGCGCCUGCCGGCCAUGUCACAGUUAACGACCCUUCCACACUCUUCAAUCAGACACAAAAAUCACGCCAGAGCCCUAACACAGACAGCUUAGCUGUGUACGGAGCAUCUGGAAGUCAAUCUAUGGCAGCUACAACGGCGGUCGGUCAAACAGACUAUCAAACUCCUGCUCGAAUCCUUGUGCAUACCGAUGCUGAGGAUGUUGUGCCAGACAACAAUGGCGUAGUCGAACUUCCGCCGCAGUAUUCGGACUAUCGGGGAGUCCGUGCCUCGUAA